GGUAACGUCAGACCAGGCAAAACCAUCCUAUAAAAUAUAAAAGUGUAUUUUACAAUAAAUGUCAAGUCUGAGUUUGUAGUUGUUAGCUAGGCAUUCGUUCGUGAGCAUUUAGGCAAUCGCAAGUAGUUCGUUAAUUUCCGAAUUUUCAAGCGAAGCAAGAUCGUCACGAUCAGCCGAUUUCAGUUUGACGUUUGUUGUGGUGUGGGUGAAGUGUGAUUGUAGAAAUAUAUUUCGUACAUUUUCAUUCAAAUUAAAAUCAUUUCGAAUGCUUCUGAUUGGGGAAAACGGCCAGAUUAACAAGAUGAACACCUAUCCAGAAAACAUAACCAACUCACUGGAAAAUAGCAGAAAUUGCUUGCGGCGCAUAGCUCGUAACGAUGAUAAGGAAUUUUCUCAUCAAAGCAUAUUGAACGUGAUGGAGAAGUUCGUUAAAACGGUAAACACCAUGGACGAGACGAUUUUGGUGCCUUGCAGGUUGAUGGACUUGAAAGUGGGCGACGAGAACGACCCGUCCAGCGCCGAAACGCAGAAAAAAAAUCUGGGAAAAAAGGAAACAGUUCAGGAUUUGCUGAACGCGACCGAUUUGUUCCAGAUUUACAACAUGCUAAACAGCGUGAAAGAUGGUUUGUUGUGGGGCGGACAAGAGGCCGUCGCAGCUGCGCCAGCUGCGGCCAAAGGUCACGUGCGUCGUCCUUCGACGGUGUCGGUAGCUUCGACCAACUCGUCAGCUUCGACGAUAUCGGACACGGAGAGCGAAGCUGGCAGCAGCAACGAGAACGAUUCGGGGAUCGAGGAGGCGAGUCGAGAUUUCCCCGAUGGUCAGACGCAGAAGGUGGCAACUGACUUUCGCAGGCAUUUGGACGGUCUCACAAGAUCGCUUAAGCAAAUGACGGAGGCCGCUCAAUACCUGACCUGUCGUUAUCAGCACGACAUAGAUGGACCUGUAUAAUAUUGUGAUCAAAUUACUUUUAUAUACCUUCCGUUGAAUCUUUAAAAUGUUAAAUUAAUGACUGUUGCGAGUGGAUGUUGUGUGUGGAUGAGAGAAUGCUUAAGUUUUGCAAAGUGAUACUGUUCUAGGCUAUUAUUUUUUGCUCAUUUAUUAUUUUUUCUUUGUAAUUAUUCUAUUUAUUUUAGUGAGAGAAUUGUAAUUAUCUAUAAAUAAAU
Brassicogethes aeneus is the source of this 1164-nucleotide messenger RNA. The record is from the annotation of a GenBank genome assembly. Lineage: Eukaryota; Metazoa; Arthropoda; Insecta; Coleoptera; Nitidulidae.